AUGUUAAGAUAUGCUGUUAAGGAUAAAUGGGUUCCUUCUAGAGCAACUUUGUUAAAAGGAAUCCCAUUGACUAGAAGAUUUUCUACUUUCCAAUUGACGAAAUUGGAUAACGGUAUUACAGUAGGCACGUCCAGUGUUCCGGGACAUUUUACUGCUCUUGGAUUAUAUGUUAAAGCAGGAUCCAGAUAUGAAUUGCCUGCAGAAUUGAAAGGUUGUUCGCAUAUGAUGGAUAGAUUAGCUUUUAAAUCGACAUUAAAUAUACCAGGGAGAACUAUGGCAGAGACCCUAGAAUUGUUGGGUGGUAAUUAUCAAUCUACCUCUUCCAGAGAGACUAUAAUGUAUCAGGCUUCCGUGUUUAAUUCCGAUGUAGAAAAAAUGUUACAAUUGAUGUCUGAAACUGUAAGAUACCCUCAGUUAAGCACACAAGAGAUUAAAGAAACAAAGGAUUCAAUGCAAUACGAAAUAGAUGAAGCUUGGUUGAAACCAGAAAUAAUUUUACCAGAGUUGUUGCAUACUACUGCUUAUUCAGGGCAAACUUUGGGUAGUCCUCUCCUAUGUCCAAGGGAAAUAUUACCUUCCAUAAAUAAAGACCAAUUGAAUACAUACCGUAACCAGUUUUAUCAGCCAGAGAAUCUUGUAUCCACAUUUAUCGGGGUACCACAUGACAUGGCCGUAGAUUUAGUACAAAAACAUUUAGGUUCUUGGAAAUCCACAAAACUUAACUCAAAGAAUGAAUACAAUAAACCCGCUCACUACACUGGUGGUGAAACGUGUAUUCCAGAAGCUCCAACUUUUGGAACCAUGCCUGAAUUAUAUCAUGUACAGAUAGCUUUUGAAGGUUUGCCUAUAGACCAUCCCGAUAUUUAUGCUUUGGCAACGUUACAAACUUUACUUGGUGGUGGUGGUUCCUUUAGUGCAGGUGGUCCAGGGAAAGGAAUGUAUUCAAGAAAUUACACACAUGUCCUAAAUCAAUACUAUUUUAUUGAGAACUGUCAAUCAUUUAAUCACUCUUAUUCUGAUUCUGGGUUGUUUGGUAUAUCUAUAUCGUGUGUUCCAGAGGCAGCAAGGCAGGCAGUAGAAAUUAUUGCUAUUCAAUUCUAUAAUCUGUUUGCUAAUGAACAUCUAUCUUUAACCCAAGAAGAAGUUAACAGAGCCAAAAAUCAAUUAAAAUCAUCAUUGUUAAUGAACUUGGAAUCUAAGUUGGUGGAAUUGGAAGAUAUGGGUAGACAAAUCCAAUUACAUAAUAAAAAGGUUCCAGUUCAAGAAAUGAUUAAUCAAAUAGAAAAAUUAACGCCUGAAGAUUUAAAACGUGUUGCAGAAAAAGUUUUCUUAGGCCAAAUAGAUAAUCCUGGUAAAGGUACUGGUAAACCAACAAUUGUCAUGCAAGGUAAAAGAGAAGCCUUUGGUGAUGUACAAGCAAUCUUGAAAGAAUAUGGGUUAGGGAAAUGA
This is a messenger RNA of Arxiozyma heterogenica, 1449 nucleotides long. It is a transcript of the gene MAS2, whose product is annotated as mitochondrial-processing protease subunit alpha. The transcript has a single exon. Lineage: Eukaryota; Fungi; Ascomycota; Saccharomycetes; Saccharomycetales; Saccharomycetaceae. The record is from RefSeq and is a predicted model, not a curated record. The coding region runs from base 1 to 1449 and encodes 482 amino acids. Gene Ontology annotation, molecular function: metal ion binding. Gene Ontology annotation, cellular component: mitochondrion.